AUGGCAAAAGCAGAAUCUGCUACAAGAAACAAUGUCGAUUGCCUUAAUGUAGAUUUUAUGCGAUCUCUAGUAAAACAGUACACUGAAUUGGGUCAAUGGACGAGUGCAUUUUUCUGGGCGGAUGCCGCAGCCGCAGCUGCAUCGAGUGGGCCAACAGUUGCAAAUGGAGAUGAUGUUUGGUUACUUGCUAGUGCUAUGUUAGCUCGUGGUGAGCUUCAUAGAGCUGCACAUGCUGUCACUUCUAGAGGAUUACACAGAAGACAUCUACUAUGUCUUGGAGUGGCAAUGAGAGCUUACAUAGCUGCAAAAGAGCCCACAACGGCAAUUAAUAUUCUAGAAGAAUGUGACCCAGGCCUUUUAGAACCAAGGAGCAUGGACCAAACACAUAAUAGGGCAUUGGCAGGAGUGUUAAUCUGGCAAGCAAAGGCUCUGUCAUCACUAGAGCGUAGAGAAGCAGCGGCUGAGGCAUUGACCGCAGCUUUGAGAGCUGAUUGUGCUUGUUAUGAGGCUUUGGACUUGUUGCUGGAACAACAUGCACUUACACCUAGUCAAGAGAGUGAACUCAUAGAGUCCUUACCAAUUAAUAAUCAAAUGAGUGCGUCAGAGGCCACGAUGCUGCGGGUCGCUUACCGCGAGAGACUGCUGCGGUACUCGCCCAUAAACAAAUACCUCUUCUUACCGGGCGCUGAUAGCAAUAUAAAAACAGCAGUAGACAUAGCUCGCACACGUAGCGUGGAAGCGGCCGAAGCAAGGGGGCGUAGCCUCGCAGCGGCCGGCGAGUGGACCGAAGCCCUAAAGGCCUUGGACGCAGCCGGGCCCUGGAGCUGUGCAGAGGUCAGGGCCGCCUGUCUGGUGGAGUUGAAGAAGAGCGCAGAGCUCUUUGCCUUUGCUCACGCCCUGGUAGACGCGUACCCUCAGUCGUGGACUGCGUGGUACGCUGUUGGGUGUUAUUAUUAUCUUAUUGGUAAGAGCGAGUUCGCGCGGCGCUACCUGAGCAAGGCGUGCGGGCUGGAGCCGCGCGCGGGAUGCGUGUGGCUCGCCUACGGGCACAGCUUCGCCGCCGACAACGAGCACGACCAGGCCAUGGCGGCCUACUUCAAGGCGAGUCAGUUGAUGCCGGGCUGCUACCUGCCGCCGCUGUACGUGGGCGUGGAGUGCUCGCUGCUCAACAACGUGAGCAUGUGCGAGCGCUUCAUGGCGCGCGCCGCCGCGUUGCACAGUACUGCCAAGGUGAGCGAGGUACCGGAAGCGGAGGCGGAGGCGGAGGCGGAGGGCGCGUGCGGGUGGGAGCGGCUGGACACGACGUGCGCGGAGGUGGCGCACGAGGCGGGCGCGGCGGCGCUGGCGGCGGGGCACGCGGCCGCCGCGCACGCGCUGUGGCGCCGCGCGCUCGCCGCCGCCGGCCCGCCCGACCAGCUGAAACCCUGCUGGGCAGCGACACUAGAUGCGCUAGGGCACGCGUCGCGAGCCCUAGGCCGCCCACGCGAGGCCCUAGCGUGGCACGAGCGUGCCCUAGCGCUGCGUCCCGCGCGCGCCUCCUCCCUCGCUGCGAGAGGGCUGUGCCUGGCCCUACUGGGGCGCGAGACGGAGGCGGCAGACGCCCUACACGCAGCCCUAGCUAGGGACCCGGACCACGUGGUUGCGUUGGCCUUGUUGGAUGCGAUUGUGGAUAGAUUGGACGCUGCGCUUACCGAAGAAGAAAUCCCACAGUUCCCGUUCCCACCGGUGGACAUCUCGGCGGCGGCGUCGCCCGCCGCGCCCGCCACGCCCGCCCGCGACGCCACGCUCAUGUCUGACAUGAGCAUGAGCUUUGAU
Messenger RNA from Brenthis ino (lesser marbled fritillary), 1815 nucleotides. NCBI's taxonomy places the organism in Eukaryota, Metazoa, Arthropoda, Insecta, Lepidoptera, Nymphalidae. The record is from the annotation of a GenBank genome assembly.